GGAUUAUGAUGGGAAGAUAACUGAUGAACGCGCGUUUUUUAUUCUGCACUGCUAAAGUAUAAAAUUUGAUAACCUUCAGUGCUUAAAAUAUGCAACUGGACUACACAACUAUUGAACUUUGCAGGUACAGAUAAUAAAAUAAUGCUACGAAAUAAAAAAUACGUGUACGGCUCGGGUUCGGCGAUGGUUCCCGCUUAUCUUCAUUUUGGUAUUCUAAUAUUGGAGAAGUUUAAAUUAUUUAAGGAAGAGAUUGCUUUGUUAGAUGCACAUUCUGGCGCUAAAAUGUCUUACGGUGAGAUGGCGCAGAUGUCAGUGGAUAUAGCGCUGUCCCUCACUCGCAUAGGAGUGAGAAAAGAUGUGAUCUGUAUUUGCUCUGAAAAACGUAUGGAGUUUAUACCAACAUUGAUAGGAAUAUUGUGCGUUGGAGCUACAUUCACGACAGCCGAUAUUAGUUGUAAGAAUGCUUCAAUUCUUUGUCGUAUAAAUAUGACAAGACCAAAAAUAAUGUUCUGUUCGUAUACCACAUAUAAAAUACACGAGGAAACUUUCAAGUCUGUGGCAACAUUAGAGAAAAUUAUUGUCUAUGGAGACAAGCCUGUGAUUGGAUGUAUACUCUUCGAGAAUUUUCUGACGGAGCAUGCCCAUAUAGAAGAUUUUUUAGCAACAUCAGUAAACGGUUGGCAUGAUACAGCAUUGAUAUUGUAUUCUUCCGGCACAACGGGACAACCAAAGGCCGUCCCCCUUACACACCUUAAUUACAUUCUUUGUCACCAACAUGGACUUUGUAACAGUCAACACACAAAAACAAUGAUGCUUAGUACUAGAGAGUGGUACUAUACAUACGGGCUAAAUCACACGAUAGGAACAUUGCUCGUAGGUGCUACUGUGGUCUACACAAGAGACCAGAUCACUGACUAUUUAAAAGCCAUCCAAGAUUACAAGAUUAGCAUUAUACAAUUGGUUCCAACAACAAUUAGAGAACUCGUCAAUUCUAACCUACAAAAUUAUGACGUAUCUUCAUUACUCUGUAUGAUGUCUACAAGCACUCCAAUAGACGCAGAUUUAAUGAAAACUGCAUUGAAGAAGUUCCCAAAACUCAAACAAAUCUCUCAAAUGUACGGUAUGACUGAAGCUGGUUGUUUAUGUGACGAUUUAAACACACCUAAAGGUCCCAAACAAGGAAGUGUUGGUUGUGUCAACCCAGGAGUUGUUUUUAAGGUGGUAGAUAUUAAUACAAGGGAACCUCUAGGACCGAAUGAGACAGGCGAAAUAUGCUUUAAAACUCCAUCUUUGAUGCCAGGUUAUUUAGGGGAUUUAUCUCAAGAUUAUUUAGAUGAGGAAGAUUUCUUUAAAUCCGGAGAUAUUGGGUACUACGAUGUAGAUCGCUAUUUCUAUGUAACGCAUAGAAUAAAAGACGUCAUCAAAUACAAAGGAGCCACGGUGUCUCCCAGGGAGAUAGAAGCAGUACUUCUGCAGUAUCCAGGAGUUAGGGAAGCUUGUGUGGUAGCAGUCGACCAUAGACACGGCGAAGUUCCCGCUGCGGCUGUAGUGGGUGAUGACGUCACUACAGAGGAACUUAUGACAUUUGUGGCUGAACAGUUGACAUCAAUCAAAAUGGAAGGUGGUAUAAAGUUUGUUGAUUAUUUACCGAAAGUCGCAGGCGUUAAAUUGGAUAGGAAAGCAGUUAGAGAUUUGUUUGAUAUCUAAAUUCUGAUUAGUAAUAUAUUUAAUAAAUAAUUUUGAUUAAAAUUCUAUAUUAGGUAUAUGGUAACUGGAAAAUGGCGUGUUUUAUAUGACGAUUUAGGAAGUUUAUGCCAACAAGAUUUCGUGGCUUUUUUUUUAUAUCGCUUUUUGCUUUUUGAAAUCACUGAAACUACGAAGCGACCGCUGCCCAUAGACAUACGCAAUUGCAUAUGCGUCGCCCACCUUCAAU
Messenger RNA from Papilio xuthus (Asian swallowtail), 1933 nucleotides. Its product is annotated as luciferin 4-monooxygenase-like. Gene Ontology annotation, molecular function: CoA-ligase activity. NCBI's taxonomy places the organism in Eukaryota, Metazoa, Arthropoda, Insecta, Lepidoptera, Papilionidae. The coding region runs from base 142 to 1707 and encodes 521 amino acids. The record is from RefSeq and is a predicted model, not a curated record. The transcript is spliced from 12 exons.